AUGUAUUACAAGGAUGUGCAGGAGCAUCCAACAUGGCUGAUGACAUCAUUGUUUAUGGAACAACGAUUUGAGGAACAUGUCAAGAACCUCUACAAAGUCCUGCCACGAUUGAAAGACAAAGGUCGAAAACUGAACAGAGACAAAUGUCAAUUACGUCUGCACAAACUUACUUACUUUGGUCAUGAGCUGAGUGGAAGAGGAAUGUUUGCCAGCGAAGAAAAGGUUGCUGCGGUGGUGAUUACAAUACCACCCCAGAACAUUGCGGAGCUGGAGACAGACCACAAGCCUUUGGAGUGUAUCUUCAGCAGAACCUCCAAGAUGUCUGCCCGUAUUGAGAGGUGGGUGUUACGAAUGCAGGGAUACAGGUAUCAUGUAGUAUACCAUCCAGGAAAAACCUACAUUGCAGAUUGUCUCUCAAGACUCAACCAGGCAAAUGGAAAGGAUCCAAGUGGUGCGACGGAAGAUUUCAUUCGACUGAUUGCAGCUGAGAACACUCCCUGUGUGAUGAACGGGAAUCUGAGAAAGACCCCGAGCUGGAGACUUGUGAUGAGAGGCUCACGAGUUGUUAUUCCAAAAAGCCUGCGAGAACAAGUACUUAAAUUAGCACAUGAGGAGCAUCAAGGUAUAGUGACAACGAAGAGCCGACUAAGAACAAAGGUAUGGUGGCCCAAAAUAGACUCAGAUGCUGAGAGGCUUUGCAAGUCAUAUCAUGGAUGCCAAGUCGUUGGACAGUUUCAACCUCCUGAGCCUAUGAAGUGUGCAGAGUUUCCAACAGGACCAUGUCAGGGUGUAGCUGCUGAUUUGAUGGGACCACUCCCAUCAGGGGAGAACAUUGUAGCUGUAGUGGACUACUACAGCAGAUUUUUUGAGGUGACCAUCAUGCAUUCUGCAACGACACCAAAUAUUAUAAGUGCUCUAGACGAGAUGUUCUGCAGACUGAUAUGGAUUCCCAUUCAGUAUAAAAACAGACAUUGGACCCCAGUUCAGAUGUCAGGACUCAAACGAUUAUCUAGCUGA
This is a messenger RNA of Exaiptasia diaphana, 1017 nucleotides long. RefSeq lists its product as uncharacterized. The coding region runs from base 1 to 1017 and encodes 338 amino acids. The transcript has 3 exons. Gene Ontology annotation, molecular function: nucleic acid binding. The record is from RefSeq and is a predicted model, not a curated record. NCBI's taxonomy places the organism in Eukaryota, Metazoa, Cnidaria, Anthozoa, Actiniaria, Aiptasiidae.